AAUUUAGAAACCUAAACCCCCUUGCAGUCUGCAGAGUUCCACUGUGUUUCCCUGUAUAUGAAGUGGUGAAAUCAUCAGAAAGGUGUGUACACAGUGUGUUUUAUAACCUCUCCGGCGUAAAGCGUACAGAUCUACAGUAUGGAGUGUACUCUCUGAAGAAAUCUUUCAAACAAACAAGAAACACGACACGAAUCACAAUUCACAAUAUUACUUAUAGAAAGACAUGCAAGAAACCUGUGGUCAAAUAUCCAAUAAGUGACUUGUUUGAAUUAAACCGUUAGCUGUAAACCAAAAUGAAGAACACUGUAAGUUUAAUAGUGAUGAUGUUAACUCUAAAAUUAUGUUCUGGAAGUGGGGUUUGGCCCCUCCCACCGAAGUAUGUUUGUCCAGAACGAACUUUACACCCUUGCAAGUGUCUAGCUGGCAGUGAUGAGGGAAUAGAUAUUGUUUGUGACAAUACUAAUCUUGCAAGUAUGGCGGUUGGACUUAGUCAAUUGAAUACAAAGCUGCUUAGCCUGACCAUAUCCAACUGUAAUGUGGAACGACUCUACGGCGAUGUUUUUAGGAACCUAGAUGUUCAAAAAAUAAUCAUUAAGGAUACUCCAUUGGUAGAGAUCUCAAAUGAUACAUUUCUCCAGGUUGGGUUAAAUAUAGUACACCUGGAGAUCCUUAACUCUAGAUUGGAGGUUUUCCCUGCUGGAGCGAUACAAUACCUUCCUGAACUUCAAGUUCUCAUUAUAGAUUCCAGUGAUUUAAGCUCUAUCCCUGCUAACUCCUUUCUGGGGCUUUCAAAACUAGAAACUAUUCAGCUUUCAAACUCAAGGAUUCAGACACCAGACAAAUCCAGCUUUGCAGGUCAGAGGGGUCUCAAGUUUCUUAGACUUUACAACAACAAUAUUACUGAUGUCGAAAAAGGAACAUAUGAUUUUGGAACAUCACUAGAACUACUUGAUCUAGCACAUAACAGAUUAUCCGUCUUGGAUCCGGCUUAUUUCACUCCACUACGGAAAUUGACUUGGCUUAAUUUGACCGACAACGGAAUAGAAACCUUCAACAGUAGGAUGUUCAGUAGAAACCAGUUGUUAGCUGUUCUUCACCUUGGUUCUAACAAUAUAACAAGAUUGGACUCUAGUAGUGUUAAAGGUAUGAGAUACCUUCGCCGGUUAUACCUGGAAGAUAAUCAAAUAGCUAGUAUUGGGAGACAAGCCUUUAAUAAUCUCAGGGUCAGCGGAAUAUACUUGUCUGGAAACCAGCUGACUGAAAUACCUUAUCAGAUAUUUGAUGGUCUUACAUAUGUGGACACUCUAGAUGUUUCUAGAAACCAAAUAAAAAAGGUCUCUACAAGUUCCUUUGGUGGUUUGUACCAGGCAAUUGUUAAUAUGUCCCACAACCAAAUAGGUGAACUUGUUGACGGAACAUUUACAGAGUGUAGAAAUUUUUCGCUAGAUUUGUCCUACAAUAACCUUACUAACAUUCAACAGGAAGCGUUUGAUGAAGUCAGCUACACUUUCCUUCUCAACAUUUCCCACAAUGCGCUUACCAAUAUGUCUCAGGUUCCAAUGAAGUAUCAGAGUGGUAUAACAGUUCUAGAUUUAUCAUAUAAUUUGAUUCAGGAGAUUCCUAGGAAUUCGUUUCCUAAACUGUAUGAGCUGCACACUAUAUCAUUCCGACACAAUCAGCUGACCGAUAUAUUCAGGGCUGUCUUCUCCCCGUUAUUCAGUAUUAGGUAUUUAGAUUUCAGCUACAACAAGUUAGAACAGAUUGAAUCCUCAACUUUCGGAAAGUUGCCAACUGUGCUAGAGCUGGACUUGUCCCAUAAUAAUCUUACAAGUAUAAAACGAGGAGGACUAUCAGGACUACAGAGUCUCCGAACACUUUACCUAGACUAUAAUCUACUUGAUGAAAUACCAAGUCCGCCGAUUUCUCUAAACCAUCUUCAUAUCUCCCACAACCAGAUAGUUGAUAUUAAAGGCAAACAGUCCUGGCCCGUCAUGAAUUCUUUGAUCUCUUUGAAUUUGGACAAUAAUCUUAUUGGAGAUAAUCUGGAGGGAGGAAAAUUUGACAAUCUCAAUAGUUUGCAGUACCUCAGUUUAAAAUACAAUAACAUCAGUAAACCACCUAAGGAGGCAUUGGCAUCUCUGAGAUCUCUGCGAGUUUUGAACAUGGACGGGAACGCGAUAGAAACUUUGGAGAAAGCUGCUUUUGGGAAAAUACCAGCUCUUGGAGUUUUGUCCCUGUCUGAGAACAAUCUGAAGAAUAUUUCUGUGCAAGCAUUUGAUGGUAUGUUACAGAUACAAAACCUUACUCUCAGAGAGAAUAAUCUUACCUACAUCUCCCCUGGAGCCUUUCUAGGACUUGUAUCUCUAGGAAUGCUGGAUUUAAGUCACAAUAAACUUGUAAAGUUAGAGAACAAGACUCAUGGACUUUUAGAAGAUUGUCUUAGUCUCAGAAAGAUAGAUCUAUCCUUCAACAAUAUUGCCUUCAUUACCCCUCUCAUGUUCCCGGAGAAGAAAUGGGUUCCAUAUAAAUUACAGGAAAUUGACUUGUCGUUCAACACAAUCCCUGUGCUUACUUCUGGUAUUCUUCACGGCACCAAGCAUCUCACAUUUCUCAAUUUAUCCAACAAUAUUAUUAAUGACAUCAGGGUAAAUGUGCUGGGUAACCUGAGUAGUCUGGAGGUUCUAGAUCUUUCCUAUAAUGAGCUUCAAGACGAGAAACUUCGAGCAGACAGGUGGGGAGGAAUAUUGAAGAAUCUAACUUAUCUAAGUUUAGCGUACAACAGUCUUUACAACAUUCCAGCAGCACAUCUAGCCCAGUUUGAGUCCUUGAAGACCUUGGAUGUGGAGGGAAAUGAUCUAAUUCAUUAUUUUCCUGUAUUUUCUGCUCCCAUAAAGGCAGGGUUGGAUGUCAGGUAUAGAGGAAACCUGCUCAGAUGCGAAUGUUCUUUAAGACCUUUAAUUCAAUGGAUUCGGAAAGGAAACCGAAAAACAAGUUGGGAUGAUGCAAUCUGUAGUUCUCCGGCCUAUCUAGCCGGGAAACCAGUAAGCAGUAUCAGAGAGGAACAGUUAGUCUGUGAUAACAUUUCAGAGGCUGAUGAUUAUGAGAUAACCCCUGAUGUCAAGUUCCGUAAUGUAGAUGAGAAACCGUCCUCCCUAGCUCUGAGCUGGUUUGUGAACACUAAUGAGGAUGUAGCAGAUUUCAGACUUGAGCUGACCAGCUUAAAGAAGAAUAAACGGACACUUCUGGUUAAAGAUAUUGGAUACAAUACAAGAUACGAUGUACUGGACCAAGUACCAUCUGGUGAAGAACUGCGAAUGUGCUUGUUGGUUAAAACGUCUCUUGGUAUGAUUAGAAGAUGGAGAAAGGAUCAACAAUGUCAGAUGUAG
Messenger RNA from Eurytemora carolleeae, 3386 nucleotides. Its product is annotated as chaoptin. The transcript is spliced from 42 exons. NCBI's taxonomy places the organism in Eukaryota, Metazoa, Arthropoda, Copepoda, Calanoida, Temoridae. The record is from RefSeq and is a predicted model, not a curated record. Gene Ontology annotation, molecular function: protein binding. Gene Ontology annotation, cellular component: extracellular matrix. The coding region runs from base 294 to 3386 and encodes 1030 amino acids.